AUGAGCUCAGAGUCGACAUCGGAUAUUCGGUCGCGACCCACAUCCGUGAAGGAUGGAAAACACGGAGUUUCUAUUUCCACCAAAGAGGUCGAUACGGGCGCACAGCUCGCAGCAGGCUUUACAGGCGAACUUGAUCCUGAGGAAGCCCUGCGCAUCCGGAAGAAGAUUGACUGGCACAUCCUCCCGCUGAUGUUCAUGCUUUACUGGGUUCAGUUCAUGGAUAAGACGACGCUCGGAAGCGCAGCUAUAUUGGGGAUAGAAUACGCACUUGUCCACUUCGGAGCGACCCUGCGGCGCUCAGCUUGGCGCACCGAAGCAAACUCGGCUAAUGCGGAAAUCAGGCUUGGAACUGCAUUUUAUCUCAGCUACCUCGUCUUCGAGUACCCGCAAAACUUGGCGCUACAGCGGUUUCCCGUAGGGAAAUGGAUGAGCCUGAACAUCUUCGUAUGGAGCAUCGCGCUCGCGUGCCAUGCCGCGUGCACGAAUUUCGCGGGGUUGCUCGUCGUGCGCCUGCUUUUGGGCGUCUGCGAGGGAUCCAUUACGGCUGGGUUCAUGAUCGUGAGCUCGAUGUUCUACACGCGUAACGAGCAGACACUGCGCGUUGGCUAUUGGUUCUUGAUGAAUGGAACUGCCCAGAUUAUUUCGGGGUUUAUAAGUUUUGGAUCGUUACAUAUCCAGACAAGUGGCUUUCAGCCCUGGCAGUGGCUUAUGAUCAUCACCGGAGCGAUAACCUUUGCCCUGGCAAUAUGCUAUUGGUUCUUCUUUCCGGAUUCUCCGACAAACGCUUGGUUCCUUACCAUGGAUGAGCGCGUAAAAGCGGUGCAGAGGAUCAAGGAAAACCAAACAGGCGUAGAAAACAAGCACUUUAAGAAGGAGCAGCUCAUCGAAGCUCUCCUCGACCCCAAAACAUGGAUAUUUGCGCUCUUCUCUGCGCUUGACAACGUCCCCAACUCUCUCACAAACCAGCAGCAGCUCAUCAUGGCUUCCUUCGGCUUUUCAGACCUGCAGACGACGCUUCUCUCCUGCGUGUCGGGUAUUGUCGAGAUCGUCACAAUAUGGACGGGCGUCACGCUCGCCGCGCGCUGGCCAAAUGCGCGCGCGUACGUUGGGGCUGCGUACUUCGUGCCGACGCUGAUCGCAAUUAUGCUAUUGAAUUUAUUGCCAUGGAGCGAUAAGGUUGGGCUGUUAUUCUGUCAAUGGUUGACGGGGAUAAGCAUCACCGGCUUCGUGCUCGCGCUAGCGUGGAUCAACAACGUCACCGCGGGACACACAAAGAAGGUCGCCACGAAUGCGAUUCUUCUAUCUGCGUACUGCGUUGGCAACGCUGCCGGUCCAUUUAUGUGGCUGGAGAAGUACAAGCCGCGAAAUCACGUCCCGUGGAUUGUGAUUGCUGUAUGCUACAUCGCGUGUCCGCUCUUGUUGCUUCUCCUUCGGUACAUUCUCGCACGCGAAAACAGCCGGAGAGAUGCAGAGCCUGAAGACGACGCUUACGAAGAAGUGUAUAUCGAGCGCUUGUCAGAGGACGGAAAGCUCGUCCAGGUCCGGGUCGACAAGGAGUUCCUGGAUUUAACAGAUAGGCAGAAUCGUGAUUAUCGAUAUGUACUAUAG
Molecule: messenger RNA, 1608 nt
Organism: Coniophora puteana RWD-64-598 SS2
Lineage: Eukaryota; Fungi; Basidiomycota; Agaricomycetes; Boletales; Coniophoraceae
Product: MFS general substrate transporter
Exons: 16
Coding region: 1-1608 (535 amino acids)
Biological process (GO): transmembrane transport
Cellular component (GO): membrane
Molecular function (GO): transmembrane transporter activity
Source: RefSeq, a predicted model, not a curated record